Molecule: messenger RNA, 1827 nt
Organism: Eimeria acervulina
Lineage: Eukaryota; Apicomplexa; Conoidasida; Eucoccidiorida; Eimeriidae
Exons: 1
Coding region: 1-1827 (608 amino acids)
Source: RefSeq, a predicted model, not a curated record
AUGACUGAGUUGCGUGGCAUUUGGGGGAGUGGUCCACUGCGGUUUGCAGCGGUUGCUGCUGCUGCUGCUGCUACUGCUGCUGCUGGUGCAGCCGUUGGUCCCGCUGCAGCAGCAGGAGGUCCUGUCGUCUCAGUGGCGAGAGACUUGGAUGGCGCAGGAAAGUCUGCUCGAUUCUACGGGGGCCAAAUGGGGGCCCCCUCCCCUUACCCUGUUUUAGAUGCGGGUGUUCCUGAGGGUUGGGGUGAGGGGGUUCUUCCUGAAGAGGGUUUGCAGGGGGUGCAGCAGAUGCCUGUUGAAGAUGAAGGCGCAGCAGCAGCAGAUAGAGACCACGAGAUAGUAGAUCGUGGAGUAGGCUCUAACCUUUCUUCUUCCCGGCGCCAUACAGUUUCCGCUUCUAAAGAGCCACUCCUAGGGUAUGCCGAUCGCCAUUGGGGGCCCCUAGAGGGCCCCCAGCCUCAUCAGAAGUCUACGAGGCGCUGGGGGGAGGUUGGCGUGCAAGGAGGAGAUGCUAGUAGAGAGGCAUGGAAUAGGGCUCUGCGCAGCGCAGGUAGCUCGAUUAGAGAGCUAUCUCGCCGUAUGCAUCAGAGGAGCGAAGAAUACUGGAAAGAGCCGCGGCUCCGUAAGGGACUGAUUUACCUUGCUGCUGUUAUUGGUGUUAUAAUUGGUAUUGCUUACAGCGAGCACCGCAUGCGAGUAUACGCAGCAGAGGGAAAGCAGCUAAGGGAGCGCGAGGCUCUAUUGUUAGAUAUCCAGAGAGAUAUUACGGUGGAGACGGAGGCAGCAAAGAAGGGCCUUGAGGAGGCCCAGGCAAUUAAAGAGAGGCAGGAAUGCACAGCGAAGGAGCUGGAAGAAGCAGAGGAAGCACUGAAAACAAGAAGAGAGCAGCUUCGGGCUCGUUCUGCUGGGCUUCAGGAGGAGCAUCUGCUAUUGUCUAUACGCCGCGCACAGGCGCAAAUGGCGGGUCUUACGGCAAUGGAGGCCCCCACUCUUGAUGAUGACAGGGAGCAAGCAUUGCAGAAACUGCAACAAAUGAAAGAAGAAGCAAACAGCCUCUUCUGGAUGGAUGAUGAAUCUCGCAAGACAGCAGGAGCUGCUUUGAGUGAUAUGGCGUUGUUAGAAACAGAUGUUCGUUCUCGUUAUAAUACGCUGCUGCGCGUUAUGACUAUAGAUGUACUGACACCGCCAAUGCGGCAGCAGGCGCUGCAGCUAAAGCAGGAGUUGCGAAACUGCGUUGCAGACUUUGAGUCUAAAGUCCAUUCAGCGAUUGCUAUCUUCUCUGAUAAACUCUGGGGGCUUAAAGCCGAGCGAAAGCUUGUGACGGAUCCUAGUCUUAAAAGCGCGCUGCGGAAAGGUUUAUUAACAGAGUGGGAAGCGCAAGAAGAACAUCAGCACCGGGUGCUUGGACUGCGAGAAGCAGGGAGAGAGGCACUUGAGGCAAGCCGAACUAAAAUAAGAACUAUCAUGGAGGCACUGGAAGAGCCUAUGCCUGAAGAAGAGCGACUACAAGCUCAAGGUUACCUAUUUGGUCUAAUGAGUGCAGAGUUAUAUCAAGAAAGUUUCUUACGCGUACUUGAUGCAGAUGUGGCUAGACACCUGGAUAGAGCUUCAUGGUUAGCCAAGAUGGAGGGCCUUUUAGAGGUAGCAGACAAACGAGCAUCAGCAGCAAGAAACAGCUGGAAAACAGAACGUGCAGUGCUAGCAGAGGUUAAGGGGAAAAUAAAAGCAGUCAAAAUUAUCAUGGCUGCUCUUGAUGAUAAGAUGGAUCUCUGCGCUACAGUGCACAAAACUUGGUCGGAGAAAUGGGGAAGAAUUGAAGGGACAGGAUAA